AACUUGUGGCCACAGAAGUAGCACAUAAGCAUGCGUUGGUGAGGAGGCUGCUAACCAACGAGCAGCGCGGAAAGUUAACAGCCAAUUGGAUAAUUAAACCCUUUACAGACUUGCUCAAUUGGAGUUGAAGAGCGGAGCGUCAUGUUCGGAAUGAUCAAGAAUUCGCUCUUCGGAAACACCGAGGAGACAGAAUAUAAACUACUAAGCACAGAAACCAAGGAUGGAGUCAGCUUUGAGGUACGGCGCUAUGACGCCGCCAAAUACGCUGUUGUUUCUUCUGAGGGGCGCACUUACGACCAGGUGACCGGAGAGCUGGUGAGGAAGCUGCUCAUGUACAUCGGUGGAAGCAAUGAGCAAGGUGAGGCCAUGGGUACAGCAGCACCCACCAUCAUCACCGUCUACCCUCGGAAUGAUGGUGUUCUAUCCCGUCGUCUGGUGGUCGCCAUCCGAAUUCCAACUACGUACCAGCAAAGCCCCCCAACACCGACGGACAGUACUAUAAGGGUCGAGGAGCGGCCUGGCAUGACUGUUUAUACACUGCAAUUUGGAGGUUUCGCAGGUGAGAGUGAAUACCGAGCAGAGGCCUUGCGUUUGACACGCACCCUUGGCGAGACGGCCCCAUUCCAGCGCAAGCAAUACUUUUGUUGCAGUUACGACUCGCCGCUAAAACCUUACGGCCGCCGCAAUGAGGUGUGGUUUAUACAGGAAGAGCCGUAGGGACCUGAUUAGCAACUCUGACUUCUUGAUCCAACCACAUUGAUCUCUUCACUGAGGUGCCUGCAGCUCUAACUGAAGAGAACGGACAAUACUGUGAAUUUAACUUUUUCCUUUUCUUUUCUUUUUAUGAAACCCAUUGAUUACUAUGCUAAACAACAUAACUAGUAAUAUGUUUGUCAGUCGAAAAUGUACAUUUGACUGUGUAUUCUGUAUCUGUAUGAGUAUCAAAAGGGAAUAUCAUAGUCGGAGAAAUGUCUUAUUAUAAUUCAGUAGUCGGGGGACGCAGGGGGAUGGCACCCCCCACCCCGAAAUAAAAAAUCUUUGUUUAGAAAUGCUAUUCCCCUGUUCAAUCCCCCUGAUUUUUUUAUAAGUGUUGAAAAUGUAACUCAUUAUCAUAUUUAGCACUUUGAUGCACAAAAGAUGUUUUGUUUUUUUUCCCCUUGUUUUAUUUAUCUAUUUAUUAAACCUUUACAGGGUACUCAUUGAACUCAUUGGCUAAUGGCUACCACUGACGGGGCUAUACAUGUCCAAUCUAUUUGGACUGUGAGGGUCAAAUGAACAGUUUGCCCCUUCCAGUCAAAAUGGGAUGUAAGUCUGGCACCAUCAAUGUCACUAAAUGUGCAUGCAUGGUCAGUCUUCACGGUUUAAAUGAAUUGGAGGUGUAUCGGCAUCGAUGGCAUGCAAUGAGUUAAAUACUAUUUUAAAAAUUUGAGUAACUUUGCAGCAACUUUAGAGUGUUACUUGGGGCCGUAACCAGUGCGUAUUUCAGAAAUGUAGUUUUUAUUAACAUUGUAUUAAUUUAUGAUCUUCAUGUAUCAUUAUAAAGUAAAUAUAGAAAUAUAAUAAUGAUUAAUAAUUUUUAAAAAUAGAUAUAAUAAUAAUUUCGAAUUAAAUGGUUUGAUGCGGGAGCAAGACUACCUCUCCCGCGCAGCCAUCACCCCCUUCGCACCGCGCUGUCCACAGGGGCAUUUGGCCCCGCCAUUUAUUAUGUGUGUUUGCCCUCUACUCAAAUUGUUCAAACCAGUUGCUUAAUGUCAAGUCUUGGCUUCAAAGCAAGGGCAUAGGUUUGCAUAGGGACAGUAGGGACAUACCACUACCAACUUUUCAGAAUGCUCAAAUUGUCCCUACCAACUUUAAGCAACCUUACAUGCAUUAAUAAUGAGUUCAGUUAUACAGGUAAUUUAGAUGGUCUUUCCGUAUGUUGUAAGGAUAGAAUUGGCCCUACCAUUAUUAAGUGAAUUAUUUUCAUUAUGUUCAAACUUACAUUUACCCCUUUUCACUUGCUGAAUGGGCCGGUCCAUUUUUUCCCCCCUCAAUUGCACGUUUGAUUGGCUGAUGACUGAUGACUUGACCCACCCCUGGACACACAAGCACACUCACACAGCCUUGACAGAAAUACAUGUCGACAACAUGCAACCUCCUCCGCCCCCUUCGAAGACGAGGGAUAUUAGAAGUGUUUUGGUUUUUUUUCGGCCUUUUUUCGGUCAGCAGCAGCCAGUGUAAGUAAUUUAAAAAGACACCAGUGUUGUGGAAGUGGGAAACACACCACUAAUUUUGCUACUGUAAGUCCGACCUGCAUCAGAGUUAGCAUAACAUUAAACUGUGUAAACAUGAUAACCUGAAAAACUCGAGUAGGAAGCUGCUUAGAAGUGUCCUUCUGUUUGAUUUUUCUACUGCUAACAUUAUUUAAACUGUGAGAAAUGUAGUGAACUCUGUUGGAAACUAUAGAACCUUAUAUGUUGCUCACACAACACAACAUACACAACAUAAUCACAAUUAACUAUGUACAUACAUUAAAAAAGAAAAAAAUAAUAAAAAUUGGGGGAGGGAUGCCGCAAGCUACCGACACUAGUCGCGAUCGACUGGUCGAUCCUGAUCGACAUAAUGAGCACCCCUGAUUUAGCAUAUCAAUUAAUAACAUUCAUAUUCGUGAGAAAUGUAGCCCUCACCCCCAAUCACCCAAUCUGUUUGGUCUUAUUAAUGUCCCAUCCCGAGCAAAAAGUGUGUAUGCAGGUUAUGCUGAUAUAUCGUCCCUACCAAUGUUGAGACCAAACCUACGCCCUAGCUUCAAAGUCAUUGCUUGGCUACUAAUCAGAAAGCAAGAACAUGAAAAAGUUGAUAUGAAAAAUUUUUAAGAAUCUUGAGAUAUUGAGACUUGAAACUGAAAAUCCUAUAUUAUUAUAUUAAUAACUGUUCACCCUAAAGACCAACAUUAAAAGUAUUGUAGAAUAUUUAAAGCGGUUUUAUAUUCUGUAAUGUCUAACAUAAAAAAGGGAUACGUGUUAUGAUUUUGCAAUUUACAAUUUUCUUCGAUAAUGAACUGCACACACACAAUCAUAUACAAAAAUUAAUAUAAAAUGACCAAAUCCCCAAAUUUUUUUAAUACCUCGACUACUGAACAUAAUACAAAUCCACUGUCAUUAUAUUCCAUGUUUUACACACACAAAAAAUGCAUACCUAACCUCAAAUCAGCAUUGUAGCAUCUUUUGUUAAUCCCAAUUCAGAUAUACAGUGUAUCACAAAAUAUCACCCCACGCAUUUCUGCAGAUAUUUAAGUAUAUCUUUUCAUGGGACAACACUGACAAAAUGACACUUUGACACAAUGAAAAGUAGUCUGUGUUCAGCUUAUAUAUUUAAUUUAUUUUACCCUCAAAAUAUAGCCAUUAAUAUCUAAACCCUGGCAACAAAAGUGAGCAUGGGAACUACGUACAGCCCUAAAUUUCCAAAUGGAGUACUG
Molecule: messenger RNA, 3454 nt
Organism: Corythoichthys intestinalis (scribbled pipefish)
Lineage: Eukaryota; Metazoa; Chordata; Actinopteri; Syngnathiformes; Syngnathidae
Product: heme-binding protein 1-like
Exons: 4
Coding region: 142-717 (191 amino acids)
Molecular function (GO): heme binding
Source: RefSeq, a predicted model, not a curated record